AUGGCCGCCCUGCGAUCCUUUGGAGCGCCGCUCCGCUGGGCCGCCUCGUCGGCGCGCACCGCCGUCCGCUACAACUCGUCGAGCAGCUCGUCGACGUCGGCGAUUGCGUACAAGGCGCUGCGGCGGCGAUCGGCGCCGCUGCCGCUGACCGAGGCGCCGCCGUCGUGGUCGGCGCAGGCGGCCGUGUCCAACAUCCUGUACGAGACGCCGACGCCGAGCAUGGCGCCGCCGAAGCGGCACAUCCUCAACUGCCUGGUGCAGAACGAGCCGGGCGUGCUGUCGCGGCUGUCGGGCAUCCUCGCCGCGCGCGGCUUCAACAUUGACUCGCUCGUCGUCUGCAACACCGAGGUCGAGGACCUGUCCCGCAUGACCAUUGUGCUCACCGGCCAGGACGGCGUCGUCGAGCAGGCCCGCCGCCAGCUCGAGGACCUCGUCCCCGUCUGGGCCGUCCUCGACUACUCGGGCGCCGCCCUCGUCCAGCGCGAGCUGCUCCUCGCCAAGAUCAACAUCCUCGGCCCCGAGUACUUUGAGGAGCUGCUCGCCCACCACCGCGAAAUCACCACCGGCGACCACCACGCCGCCGCCGCCGACCCCGAGCUCACCCACGAGAACCAGCAGACGCUCGAGGAGAGCGCCGCCCGCGACUUCCACCCCAGCAAGCUGGCUGCCUCCGAGGCCCUCCGCCACAAGCACGAGCAUCUCAAGACCAUUACCUACUUUACCCACCAGUUUGGCGGCAAGGUCCUCGACAUUAGCACCGUCAGCUGCAUUGUUGAAGUUUCUGCCAAACCCUCCAGAAUCGACUCCUUCCUCAAGCUCGUCGCUCCUUUCGGUAUCCUCGAGUCCGCCCGUACCGGUCUCAUGGCCCUGCCCCGAUCCCCCCUCAAGGGACCCAACGAGGAGCAAUUGACUCUCGAGGCUGACGAGAUUGUCGACGCCAGCCAGCUCCCCCCUGGUUAA
This is a messenger RNA of Cordyceps militaris CM01, 960 nucleotides long. Its product is annotated as acetolactate synthase small subunit. Gene Ontology annotation, molecular function: acetolactate synthase regulator activity. Gene Ontology annotation, cellular component: acetolactate synthase complex; mitochondrial nucleoid. Bases 1 to 960 code for a protein of 319 amino acids. Gene Ontology annotation, biological process: branched-chain amino acid biosynthetic process. Lineage: Eukaryota; Fungi; Ascomycota; Sordariomycetes; Hypocreales; Cordycipitaceae. The transcript is spliced from 2 exons. The record is from RefSeq and is a predicted model, not a curated record.